GCAUUUCGCCUAUUGCCAUAGCAGCGGGAAAUUGGUUUGAGUCGGUCUCAAUCAUGGACAGCCCGAGUCGAGUGUUUGCUGCAGUACUACCGGCCUCAGGUCGUGAGUUCAACGGUAAUGAAAGGGAGCAGGGGCUGGAAGUACGAACAGUUAACCGACAGGGUCCCGGCAACCGUGUAAGGGAGGUCCAGGUCACGGGAACGGCGGAGGUUUGUUGCCCGGCGGACCAAGUGUCUGUUCGGGUCACUGUGGGUAACAGCAAGGACUCAGUCGACGAGGUGACCAACAGCGUUUCACGGCGACUCGAGUACAUUAUACAGUCUGUCAGACAGCAUGGUAUCAGUGACAGGGACACCUCAGUGAGGAGGUUUCUCCACCGAGAGGCAGACCUAUAUCACAUGGAUGCAGAGGUCGUGGUCACUUUUUCAGAUUUUGAGAAGAUGGAGCGAGUAUGUGGUGUCUUUCUGGAAAAGCUGGACAAAAGUGUCUGUGUGGGGACACCACAGUUUUACCACAGUGCAGAAUGUCUGAGUCAGCUGAGGAGGCGAGUGUGUGUGUCAGCAGUUGAAAAUGCUCAACAGAAGGCCUGCGAAGUCAGUCAGCUCCUUGGACAAAGUCUGGGACCCCCCCUACUGGUCAGAGAGGAGGAGACAAAGGAGUGGAGGAAUGAAGAUGAGGAGUAUGGAAGCACAGGGCAGGGCGCUGCACCCCUGUCUCACCUCCCCUGUAUACCCAAAAUCACUGCCUCCUCUCGGGUGUCUGUCUCCUUCAGUCUCAGAGACAGAAGCAGGAAAAAACUCUAAAGACAUUUGUCAUUGGCACAUGAAACCAAAGAGCCGAUUGUCACAAUUUAGAACAUUUUAUUGCAUAGCUGUGGCUGAUCAAAAGUGCAGUUCUUCAAGUUUUUUUUUUUUUUUGGACCUUAGCUACCAGUCAUGUCAAAACUAUAAACAUUUUCAAAGAAAUUUUGUCAUUUCCAGCAUUCCCUCUUAUCAUGUAACUUAAACAUGCCAACCAUUCAAGUCUGAUUCAAAUUCAACAUUUUUAGACACAUUAUAUUAAAAUACUGUAUAUUUUUACAUCUCAAAGAAAUAAAGUGUUCAUUAGAGCUUGA
Messenger RNA from Seriola aureovittata, 1114 nucleotides. RefSeq names its product interleukin-1 receptor-associated kinase 1 binding protein 1 (gene irak1bp1). The record is from RefSeq and is a predicted model, not a curated record. Bases 54 to 803 code for a protein of 249 amino acids. The transcript has 4 exons. Gene Ontology annotation, biological process: canonical NF-kappaB signal transduction; immune response. NCBI's taxonomy places the organism in Eukaryota, Metazoa, Chordata, Actinopteri, Carangiformes, Carangidae.